UCUCUCAUUCGAAGCACCCAGCAAGACGCGGACGGGUCCAGUGGGAGCAAGCAACUCCUCCACCCGUAUCGACGAGGAAGCAGCAGCCAUGUCGCGCGCAUCUCGACAGGACAUCUGGGAGCCGUCGCCUGCCGAGCUGCGCGACAUCAACCCAUACGAGGAGGCCCGCCUGUACACGACCAAUGCCGAGCGCGAGCGGUGGGAGGGCCUGGCGACGCUGUUUGGCAUCAUUGUCAGCCUCGAUGCCCUCGAGCGGGCCUAUGUGCGCGAGGCCGUCAGCGAGGCCCAGUACGAGCCGGCGUGCACCCGGCUGCUGGCGCAGUACAAGACGAUUGCCAAGCUCGUGGGCAUGGCGGGCGAGUUGGGGGGAGACGCAGGCCAGGCGAGGACGGCCUCGACGGCAACAACAGCAGCAGCAGCGGCGGCGGUGAACAUGCCGACGACGACGACCAGGGAUGGCCUGCCGACAUUCAGAGAUGUCUCGGACUUCAUCAAGACGUAUCAUAUGGACCACCAAGCUGCCGCGUACCGUCUGCGCGUGGGUGUGCCUGCUACCGUCGAGCAUGCCUCGUCGCAGUCGACGCAGUCGUCGAGCGAGCGCGCCAAAUGGGUGGCUGAGACCACGCAGGGCUUCAUCACCUUCAUGGACGCCCUCAAGCUCAAGCUCCGCGCAAAGGAUCAGCUUCACCCGCUCCUCAGCGACCUCAUGAGCUCGUACAGCCGCUUUGCGCCGACGACUUCUGCCGCGGGCGGGUCCAACGGAGCGGCGGGUGAUGCGAUGGGCGAGGGGAGGGCAAAGGUCCUGCAUUGGCUCAUCACUCUGAACCAGAUGAAGGCCAGCGAUGAGGUCGACGAUGACCAAGCGAGACAGAUGCUCUUCGACGUCGAGGGCGCAUACAGCGCCUGGUUCCGAUCCCUGCAGGCAUGAGCACCUAGCAGCAGCAGUGUGGCACCCGCGUCCAUCCCACCCAUGUACAGUACCAAUACAAUAUUGCAUUUGCAUCCACAUCUCUCUAUGCAAGUGUUCCUAACCUGCCCUGGCCAGUGACCAGAGAGGUGCUGCACCCGCCCCUCGUUGGACGUGGUUACAGAAGGACUCGAAGGCCCUCUCUUCAGACGAGACGACC
Messenger RNA from Acaromyces ingoldii, 1127 nucleotides. Its product is annotated as ESCRT-1 complex, Vps28 subunit. Bases 89 to 928 code for a protein of 279 amino acids. The record is from RefSeq and is a predicted model, not a curated record. The transcript is spliced from 4 exons. Gene Ontology annotation, biological process: protein transport to vacuole involved in ubiquitin-dependent protein catabolic process via the multivesicular body sorting pathway. Gene Ontology annotation, cellular component: ESCRT I complex. Gene Ontology annotation, molecular function: protein-containing complex binding. Lineage: Eukaryota; Fungi; Basidiomycota; Exobasidiomycetes; Exobasidiales; Cryptobasidiaceae.